AUGCUUCGUCGCACUGCUAUCGUCACCGGCUCCGCUCGCGGAAUCGGCAAAGCCAUCGCCCAGCGCCUCGUCCAAGAUGGCUACUCCGUCUGCGUCAACGACAUUCCCUCCUCAGCGACCGAAAUCCACUCCGUCGUCGACGAACUCAACAACCUCCCUCAUCCUCCUCCUACCACUACCACUACGCAGACCUCCACGCCACCUCCAUCUCCCCGCCCCCGAGCCAUCGGCAUCCCCGCCGACGUAACCUCCCCCGACGCCGUAUCGACCCUCAUCCAAGAAACCGUCCACCAACUCGGCCCCCUCACACUCAUGAUCGCCAACGCCGGGAUCGCCCAAGUGAAACCCCUUCUCUCCUGCACGCCCGCCGACAUCGACCGCGUCUUCUCCGUCAACUUCACCGGCGUGUUUAACUGCUACGUCGCCGCCGCCCGCCAGAUGAUCGCACAGGGCGAUCCCCACGCCGCGGCCGGUGUAGGGGUGUAUAAGAUCCUCGGCGCGGCGUCCAUCGUCGCGCAUAAACCCUUCGCGACGCUGGGGAUUUACUCCGCGAGUAAGUUCGCCGUGCGUGGCUUGACGCAGGCGUUUGCGAUGGAGAUGGCGGGCCAUCAGAUCACGGUGAAUGCGUAUGCGCCGGGCAUCGUGGAUACGAAUAUGUGGGAGGAGAUCGAUGCCGGACUAGGUGCGAUCCAGGGCCGGGGGAAGGGCGAGAGUUUGAGGCUGUAUUCGGAUCGGAAUGUUGCGUUGGGGCGGACGAGUCGGCCGGAGGAUGUGGCUGGGCUGGUGGGUGGGUUUUUGGCGAGCGAGGAUUCGGAUUAUGUGACGGGGCAGACGAUGGUGGUGGAUGGGGGGGUGGUUUUUACUUAG
Messenger RNA from Aspergillus melleus, 867 nucleotides. RefSeq lists its product as uncharacterized. The transcript is spliced from 2 exons. The coding region runs from base 1 to 867 and encodes 288 amino acids. NCBI's taxonomy places the organism in Eukaryota, Fungi, Ascomycota, Eurotiomycetes, Eurotiales, Aspergillaceae. Gene Ontology annotation, molecular function: oxidoreductase activity, acting on the CH-OH group of donors, NAD or NADP as acceptor. The record is from RefSeq and is a predicted model, not a curated record.